Messenger RNA from Radiomyces spectabilis, 1499 nucleotides. Its product is annotated as endoplasmic reticulum vesicle transporter-domain-containing protein. NCBI's taxonomy places the organism in Eukaryota, Fungi, Mucoromycota, Mucoromycetes, Mucorales, Radiomycetaceae. Gene Ontology annotation, biological process: endoplasmic reticulum to Golgi vesicle-mediated transport; retrograde vesicle-mediated transport, Golgi to endoplasmic reticulum. The record is from RefSeq and is a predicted model, not a curated record. Gene Ontology annotation, cellular component: COPII-coated ER to Golgi transport vesicle; endoplasmic reticulum; endoplasmic reticulum membrane. The coding region runs from base 171 to 1364 and encodes 397 amino acids. The transcript is spliced from 6 exons.
UAACAACCUCAUGGGAUGUGAAGAUUCUGAAAUGCACCUCAACAACACAUCAAAAGCAAUCAGGGCGCAGUUUCAAAGCCGGCGCAUCCCAAGUCCGAUGAGAGGAGGGCCAUCUGUGCGCAACCAGAUAAAUCAUCGACGCCAUCACACUCUUUCUGGAUUUACGUGUCAUGGCAAAACAAGGCUCUAUAUUUCUUCGCUUUCGAAAUUUCGAUGCAUAUGCAAAAACGUUGGAUGACUUUCGAGUAAAGACGACUACUGGCGCAUUGGUCACCACAAUCAGUGCUUUAAUUAUUGGCUUCUUGAUGUUGUCUGAAUUCUUCGCUUAUCGGACACCCACGUGGCAAACAGAGCUGGUGGUAGACAAAAGCAGGAAGGAAAAGUUGCCGAUCCACUUCAACAUCACGUUCCCAAAGAUGCCUUGUCAUAUGUUGACCUUGGACGUAAUGGACGAUGCAGGCGCACAUAUAAGCGGAUAUACCCAUAACGUGUUCAAGGUGCGACUAGAUCUAGCAGGGCAGCAAAUCCAGAUUGAAAAAGCUCACAAAUUAGGUGAUCUCAGUAGCGGCGCCGAUUUGGCGUUGCAAGAAGAGCCGAGUUGCGGAAGUUGUUAUGGAGCCAAAUCUAUCCGCGAAGAUGGCUGUUGCAAUACCUGCGCAGAAGUCCGCGAAGCUUACGUGCGGAUGGGAUGGGGCUUUGGGGAUCCCGAACAGAUCGAUCAAUGUUUGAGAGAAGGAUGGCGAGAGAAGAUUGAGAACCAGUCGAAUGAAGGAUGCAACAUUCACGGAGAACUUUUAGUGAACAAAGUUCGAGGCAAUUUCCAUAUUGCUCCAGGACAAUCGUUUAGACACUCACAUAUGCAUAUUCACGAUCUCAAUCAGUAUAUGAAGGGCACUUUGAAUGGCCACACCUUUGAUAUGUCUCAUACUAUUCAUUCUCUCAAGUUCGGUCCCGAUGGACCUGACGCUGAUACUGCCGCUGCCCUCACGGUACAGAAUCCACUCGCCGGUGUAGUAAAGCAAACUACAGAAGCCCGUAUUGUAUACCAGUAUUUCCUGAAAAUUGUGUCAACCAAAUUGCAGCCGAUUGAAGGAUCCCCGAUAUACACGAAUCAGUAUUCUUUUACGCAAAAUGAACGAACCCUUGCGCCUGAGGUAGCAGGAUUGCCAGGCGUUUUCUUUAACAUGGAUAUCUCGCCUAUGUUAAUCAUAUACCAAGAAGUACAAUCUACUUUCACCAGUUUCCUUACAGGUGCGCUGGCGAUUAUCGGGGGCAUUUUCACUGUGGCUGGGCUAAUAGACCGCGUGAUGUAUCGAGCUGAGCGAACUUUCAGAAAGAAAGUCGGAUUGGGCAAGACUUUGUAACAAUGCAUUUAAUAAACACAGUCAAUCUAUGUAAAUGACGGAAGUAAUAUCGAAUAUGCUUAGCACGAAGAUAUCACGCUAUAUAAAGCAGUGGAGACAAAACAAGUUAGAAACUGAUAAUGGAGGAUCAUUCAU